AUGGACAGCUCUACAAUCACAUUCAUCGCCACUUUGGUCAUAGCGUUUAUCUUUCUAAGAUGGUUUAUUUCUUCUGAUGAUGCAGAUGAAUUGGAACAAGAACAAGAAGCUGCUAGAGAAUCAUCUUCAUCAGCAUCAACAGCAACUGGUACACAACAAGCACAACCACAACGUUUCCGUCGUCCUGUCACUCAUGAUAUGAUUGAAGUUGUUCAACAAUUGGCACCAGGUCUCACUGUGGGUCAAAUUAAAUUGGAUUUACAAAGAACAGGAUCUGUACAGGAAACUGUUGAUAGAUUUUUAAGUGAAGGUGGAUUACCAUUCCCUGAAGGUGAAGCACCAAGACCAACUGGUACUACUGGUGGUAAUGAUGGUCAAGAUUCAAGAAAUGCUACUGAUAAUAUUAAACCUGAAAAUUUGUUGAAGAAAUAUGGUGUUGAUGCUAAUGCAACAAGUUCUGGUGCUGAAACAUCUAAAUCUGGUACUCAAACUUGGUCAGAUUCUGCAGAUGAAAGAGCUAGUUCUUUACAACAAAAGAAAACUGAAAUGAUCUUGAAAGCAAGAAGAAGACUUGAAUCACAAUUGAAGAAUGAACAAGAUUUAUCUAAAUUAGAAGAAUGA
This is a messenger RNA of Hansenula ciferrii, 621 nucleotides long. RefSeq names its product Cue1p (gene CUE1). The coding region runs from base 1 to 621 and encodes 206 amino acids. The transcript has a single exon. The record is from RefSeq and is a predicted model, not a curated record. Lineage: Eukaryota; Fungi; Ascomycota; Saccharomycetes; Phaffomycetales; Wickerhamomycetaceae. Gene Ontology annotation, molecular function: ubiquitin binding.